Molecule: messenger RNA, 1461 nt
Organism: Sabethes cyaneus
Lineage: Eukaryota; Metazoa; Arthropoda; Insecta; Diptera; Culicidae
Gene: NANS
Product: sialic acid synthase
Exons: 2
Coding region: 1-1155 (384 amino acids)
Biological process (GO): carbohydrate biosynthetic process
Molecular function (GO): N-acylneuraminate-9-phosphate synthase activity
Source: RefSeq, a predicted model, not a curated record
AUGAAAAUCGGGAGCAAAAAUGUUGGCAAUGGGAAUCCAGUUUUUAUAGUUGCAGAAAUUGGGCAAAAUCAUCAAGGAUCAUUAGAUAUUGCGAAAGAAAUGAUAAUAAAAGCAAAGGAAAUCGGUGUUGAUUGCGUAAAGUUUCAGAAAUCUUGUUUGGAAGCCAAGUUUACUAAGCAGGCAUUGGAUCGAGUGUACACUAUAGAUAACUCCUGGGGACGCACCUACGGCGAGCACAAGAAACACUUGGAAUUUUCCAUAGAAGACUACAAGCUACUACAGCAGUUUUGUUUGCAGCAUGAAAUUCUUUUUAGUGCAUCUGCAAUGGAUUCGGUUUCGUUGAAGCAAUUGGAACGGCUGGGGUUACCUUUUAUAAAGAUUGGCUCGGGUGACGCAGAUAACAUUCCGUUACUAACUGAAGCUGCCGAGUUGAAUGUACCUCUGAUUGUGUCCACCGGCAUGCAAUCCUGGAAUCAGGUAGAACGAAUUCAUUCCAUUCUCCAAGGUCGAUCGGUGGCUCUUCUACACUGCGUUUCUGCUUAUCCUACUCCUCCAUCCGACGCUGUAUUAAAAUUGAUUCCAUUGUAUAGAAGACGAUUUCCCGAUUUGGUGAUAGGCUAUUCUGGUCACGAACUAGGACUGCAGCUGAGUGUUGCAAGUGUUUUACUGGGGGCACGCGUUGUCGAGCGACACUUUACACUUGAUAAAAACUGGAAAGGAACUGACCAUAAAGCAUCUUUGGAUCCGACAGAAUUUAAAAAGUUAGUGAAUUAUAUAAGGACAGUAGAGAAUAUUUGUGUUGAAUCGAAUACGGAAGAUAUUUUAAACGUGCUCUCACAAAUAUUAAUGGAUAAGGAUUUUAAUUCGGAAGAUCUAAGACAUGCUCUCAAACCGGUCACAAUGACCGAUAGAAAACUGUUGGUUUCAGAAGUUGCAUGUUUCCAAAAGCUCGGUAAAUCAUUAGUAUAUAAGAAUUUCGUUCCACAGGGACAUAAACUAAUAAAGAGUGAUAUCGAUGUAAAAGUUAGUGAACCUCAUGGGAUUAGACCAGAAUUUUUAAAAAGUGUAGUGGGGAAACAUGUCAUUCGUCCGUGUAACCGUGACGAGCCAAUAACAGAAAGUGAUCUUGUGAAGGAUAGUAUUGACACUAAUUGAUAUUAAUUAUAAUUUGGGAACAAUAUUCGAGAUAAUUCAGAUAAAAUAUAAACAAAUGCUCUAUUAUUACCAGCAAAGUCAAAUGUGCGAAUGAAUUGGUAGAAUAGGAUUACCUUCUUACGCCCUAACCACAAAUCACUCCGUACCUAAUAGUUUUUCUUUUAAUCUUCUAAUCACCCAAGUAAAUUUGCAGCCUUAUUCAAGAGGUUCCAAUUUCAUCCCAAAUCGAGCGAAAAAAGAUGCGUCGUACUCUACUAGAAAGUCCCAAAAAUUAAAUUUCGGAUGUAACAAUUAUUCAACCACUGA